AGAGUUCACACGCAAUCACGAUCAGUUCGGUGUGGUAGAGUGGCAGUGUACGUUGUGUUAUCGUUUCUGCGCAUUUUGAAAAGAACGAGAAAUUUUUGACGAUUUUCGAAAUAUGAAGUCUGCUUAUUUGAUCUGCGCGUUACUGUGUGUGCCACUGGUGCUGGCCGUGCAGGAUACAACGCAAAAUGGAAUUACUUCUGCAACGGAGUCUUCGAACCAUAGUAAUCAGACAGAAAAAAUUACUACUGCUGUACCAGAAUCUAAUAAUACUAUUGUAAUUACUACUGUAACUUCAAGUACUACUCCAAAUUCUACUAUUACUUCUACUAUUACUCCUACUACUAAAGCUACAAUUCCUACCACCAUUAUUUCCACUACUACUGUUACUCCUACUACUGUUAUUACUACUGUUGCACCUAAAACUACUGUACCAAUAAAUACAACAACAACCAGCAUUCCAACAUCUCCACCUACAUCCAGUAGCACAGCUUCAUCAAAGACAACAGCUGUACCACCAUCUUCUAAGGAUCGCCAAUUUGAUGGUCUAAGCUUUUUUGGUGGCAUUAUCCUUACUACAUGUUUGAUGGCAAUCGCCGCGUUCUCAUGGAAGUUCUAUAGGCAAUGCAAGGAAGGAAACUACCGUACACUGUGAUAACGUGCAAGGCGAUAUAUAAGAGACUUUCGUCAAGUAAACACAAUUAAUUGAAUUAAGAACUAUGAAUAAUUAUUUUAUUGUAAUAAUAUUGCGUAUUUUUAUAACGCAGUUAAAGUGUUGCGUGGUUAAGUGCUCUUAGUAAUGUGAUGUACAACCACGUUCCGUUUUUCUCGAUACAUGUAAUAAAGAGGGAGGGGGGAGGGGGUCAUGUGUAUUCGUAUGUAUUGGAAACAACAUUGUAUGCGUCAUUUUACUAGUAGAUGAGAGAUUGUGACGAUUACGUGUUGCAAGUAGGAGCAGUAGAGGAUAUGAGGGAGAGGGAAAGUGGGCGCAUUGACGAAAGCCAAUGACCAAUCAAACGUACAUUCCAUAAGAGAGAAAAAAGGGAAAUCAUAAUUCUUUAAACGCGCAUUAUCCUUCUUAUUAGCUUUCGCUCAAACUAUAACUGUUAACAAGCUGUAUCUUUAAUCUAUGAUGUGGUAUAUACAUUCCGCAGUAAAGUUACAUAAGAUCUGACUUUUCUACGAGAGGAGAGAGAGAAGAGAAAGUAUUAAACUUAAGAAAUAUUGAGCUCGAUACAGGUAUUUUAGCGUGAAAACGCUAUGCCAAAGCGAAACGAAUCUUCGAAAUAUUCGAAUUUCAAACAGACGUAUAAAUUACAUCGACGCGUCUGAGACGCGCUAUAUAAUAUGAAUACUUAAAGCCGAUUAUUGGCUGUUAUUUAAAAAAAAAAAUAUAUAUAUAUAUAUAAUAGUUUUGCGGUACAAUAUAUGAUCUGCACGAAUUAUUAACUCUCUCCUUUAUAUAUCCUUAUCACUGGUCUUGCUCUACAAUAUUUUUUCGACAAAAUUUGAGCAACGCGUGGAUAAUCCUAUAAACAUUUAUAAGGUAUCAUCAAAAUGAAAGUUCCUUUUUAAAAUUAGAUUUUGCAUUUUUUUUACAUAUUUAUUUUUAUUUACUUAAUAUCGCCUAAAUUUGCAUUGUAUAUGUACAAUGUGCAUAUAACAAUUUUAUUUUUUUGCAAUUUCGUUCUUGAGAACACUCGAGAUAUUGUUGAUUAUUUACACGUUGCAAUCGUAACCGCCGUUGUCAUAAAAAACUCUCUUUAAACUCUUAAAAAUACUUAUUCGUUAAAUAGAAUGCCUAAGUAUUAAAUAGUUCCUUUCUCACAUAUUCGCCUAAAAUGAAUCAAACUACAAAAAAUCAAGAAAAGCUUUUUACUUUUUCAUUUUAUAAUGUAUAAUCAAUAGAUACACAAUUUAAUUUACGAUUUUUUUCAUAGCAAGUAUUGUGAGAGUAAUAUUUUAAAUAGCACAGUAUUGUAUUAAGGCCCAGUUUCACAACUCAUGGUUAACUCUUAAUCGAGGUUCAACUUGUUUCUCUUUCCAAUUCUAAAAUUCUAGAGAGGUAAUGAAUAAGUUCAACUUCGAUUAAGAGUAACUGUGAAUUAGGAAACUGGGCCUCUAAAGGCGGUAUUCAUAGUCGAUUCUUAUAUUCAAGAUUUCUUAAAUACAGUCUUAAAAUGUCACGAAUCAAUCAGAGGACUGUAUUAGCAUCUUAAGACAUUACUUAAGAUGAUCUUGAAAUAAGAACGGAUUAUGAAUACCGGCCUAAAUAUGUUAAGCGAUAUUCUAAGUAUAACGUGUCAUGUUUAUUAUAAAAAAAAAGCAAAGAAAGAUAUAUUAUAUGUUACAUUGUGCAAUAUCUCUUUCAGUUUGUCUAUACAACAUUGAAAAUCCAAA
Messenger RNA from Acromyrmex echinatior (Panamanian leafcutter ant), 2397 nucleotides. RefSeq lists its product as uncharacterized. Lineage: Eukaryota; Metazoa; Arthropoda; Insecta; Hymenoptera; Formicidae. The record is from RefSeq and is a predicted model, not a curated record. Gene Ontology annotation, cellular component: cytoplasmic vesicle.